Messenger RNA from Penicillium antarcticum, 1359 nucleotides. RefSeq lists its product as uncharacterized. The transcript is spliced from 6 exons. Lineage: Eukaryota; Fungi; Ascomycota; Eurotiomycetes; Eurotiales; Aspergillaceae. Gene Ontology annotation, molecular function: monooxygenase activity; FAD binding. The record is from RefSeq and is a predicted model, not a curated record. The coding region runs from base 1 to 1359 and encodes 452 amino acids. Gene Ontology annotation, biological process: secondary metabolite biosynthetic process.
AUGCUUUCAAACGGAGUCUCGCAUAAUGCCGAUGAUGCUACAGCGCUCCGCUUGCCAACAUACCCCAGCAAUUGCCUAGAAUUUGCUAGGCCUUUUAUGACUCCGGACAAUAAGAUCUCUGAAUGCGUAGAGAAGGCCAAAGUGCCUCUAAACAUUCUCCUUGUUGGUGCUGGAUUAGGAGGCCUUGCCACAGCCAUCGCGCUUGCGCAAAGCGGCCACAAAGUAACGGUUUUUGAGCAAACACCCGUGCUUGGGGAGGUGGGAGCCGGAAUCCAAGUCCCAUCUAACUCCACCAGAGCUCUUUUCAAGCUGGGGCUUGAACCAUACCUGAAACCCUAUGUGACUGAGCCCGAAACCAUUUCAUUUAGAAGGUGGCAAACCGGCAAGCUUAUUGGCAACACGAAAUUGGUCCCUGAUUUCACGGAAAUCUUCAAUGCCCCCUAUUAUGUGAUCCACAGAGCUCAUCUUCAUUCCGCCCUAUGCCAAAAAUUGCAGGAUAUGCGAAUCGAUAUCAAGUUGGGAGCGAGAGUUGAAAGUUAUAAUUCGGUCGCGGGAAGCAUCACGCUUGCCGAUGGCACAACUUACAUUGGAGAUCUGGUGGUCGCUGCUGAUGGCAUCAAGUCUGUUGCUCGUAAAGUCGUCCUCGGCGGAAAGGAGAUGGCUUUCCGCAGGCCUGGGUUUGCUGCCUACCGCGCCACAGUAGAUGUGGAGCGGGUGCGAAAUGAUCCCGAGCUCAAAUGGAUUCUCGAGAGACCGGCUCUGAAUAUCUGGAUUGGUGAUUCGAGACACGUCAUGACAUACACCAUUGGAGCGGGCAAGGCCUUCAACAUGGUGCUAUCCCAUCCAGAUCACACGGAUCCAUCCACAUGGGACCCUCGCAAGGCCGUUGACGAUAUGAAAGCCGAGUUCGUAGGAUGGGAUCCUGUUGGCUCGGUUCUGGACAAAUGGGUGUCGGACAAACUUGUAAUCCUUGGAGACGCCGCUCACGCGAUGUUGCCAUAUAUGUCGCAAGGUGCUGCAAUGGCUGUUGAGGAUGGCCUGGCUCUUGCCCGGUCCUUGUCGAAGAUCGACAGCAAGGAGCAACUGGCCGAGAGUCUUUCCAUUUUUGAGAAUGUCAGAAUGCAACGUGCCGGUCAGAUGCAGGAGGCUAGUCUGCUGAAUAGUCAGCUCUGGCAUUUCGCUGAUGGCCCCAUGCAAGAGGCAAGAGACGCGGCAAUGAUCCCGGAAGUAAAGGGUCUCCCAUUCAGCCACAGCCCCAACCAGUGGAGCGACCCUGCCACUCAGAUGUGGUGUUAUGGGUAUGAUACUGAGAAGGCCAUUGAUGAGGCAUGGGAGAAAAAUUUCCGCAAGGAUUGUUAG